UGUACUUGCUUCUGGACACCUAUAUCUGCAUUCCAGCCGCCCAGAACUUUCCCUCAGCACUUACUCCCUCGUUGCAAGUUGGGUAAACUUUACAAAUGUCUCUUCAUUAUCCAGUGGAUUCAUGAUCCACUUCCAUCCUUCGGUUCCCAGAUCUGCCUCCGCGCGAGACAGGAUAGGAAGAUGCCUCCCCACAAUUCCUUGCGACCCGCACGCAGAAACUACAACUUCCAGGGUUCCGUGCGCGCUUUCCUAGGGCGGGACUUGGACGUGCCGCUCAGGGUGAAGAGAUGUCGGAGUCCGGAGGUUCUCCUCACAACUCGCACCGCUCGCUGUAUAAGCAGGUGGGCUCGCCGCCCUGGAAGGAGACUUUCAGGCUGGGAUGUCUGGAGAGAAUGAGAAACAGCCGGGACAGGCUCCUGAACAAGUACCGUCAAGCUAGUGGCAGUAUGCCACAGCGGGCAUCAGAUAAGCUUUUAGUGCAAGAGAUAAUGGAGGAAGAAUGGAGUUCUUUACAGUCUGUGGAGAACUAUCCAGAGGCCUUGACUCAGUCGGGGUUACCAGUGCACCUAGCUCUGCUGGAAGAAAUCCAACAGGAGUUGAUUGAUGAAGAACAGUCCAUCCUCUUGGAGUAUGAGAAGAGUCUGCAGUUUGAUGAGAAGUGCCUCAGCACCAUGCUGGCGGAGUGGGAAACAAACCCCCUCAUCUGCCCUGUGUGUACAAAGUACAACGUGAGCAUAGUAAAUGGCGUGGUCAUGUGUCAGUGUGGCCUGAACAUCCCAUCUCAUUGUCCGGAGUUGACAGAACAGAAGCUUCGCUCCUCUUUAGAGAACAGUGUAAAUGAACACAGUACACACUGUCCCCACACCCCUCAGUUUGCAGUCACUGGUGGGACAGAAGAAAAGCCAAAUCUUCUCAUGAAUUGUCUGGUUGGUCUGCAUUUUUAUUGAGAACUCAUACUGUCUACUCACCUGUCCAGCAGGGCCCUGUAAUCCAGAGUAGUGGUGAAACAAAAGGUGGGUGCUAUGCAGCGGUCAGUGAUAGGACGGCAGCAUUUUUCCCUACCUAGAACAGGGAAAAAUCAUUUGGGGGUAAGGAGUGUCACAGCAAAGAUGAGAACCUGGGGAAGGACAAAAUUUGAUUCAGUAGGCUCCAAGUAGGCCAACUCCACCUGGGGUGGAGUGCAGAAGAUGCUAGUGCUGAACAAGGACUUGGAGCAUUUACAACAUAGCAAUGGUAUGAAGCUGCUCAUAGGGAUAGAAUGUGCUAAGCCACCUACAGGCAGAGGUGGUUACGGAUGGGAGGUGAGAUUCAGGAGACAUAAAAAUCCAUAGCAGUGGUGGGGCUGAGUUGGCAAGGACCCUGGUCAUUUUACUCAUUCUUACCAAUCCUGUUACAGGAGUUAAAGGAAAGGUCUGUGUAAUUGGUGUGAAAGCUCCAAAGUGUCUCAUUUUGAUCCUUCUGUUCACUGGUUUUCUGAGGGUAAAGAUUUUUG
Molecule: messenger RNA, 1492 nt
Organism: Perognathus longimembris pacificus (Pacific pocket mouse)
Lineage: Eukaryota; Metazoa; Chordata; Mammalia; Rodentia; Heteromyidae
Gene: Rpain
Product: RPA interacting protein
Exons: 7
Coding region: 288-947 (219 amino acids)
Biological process (GO): protein import into nucleus
Cellular component (GO): PML body; nucleus
Source: RefSeq, a predicted model, not a curated record